Molecule: messenger RNA, 1488 nt
Organism: Scutellospora calospora
Lineage: Eukaryota; Fungi; Glomeromycota; Glomeromycetes; Diversisporales; Gigasporaceae
Source: the annotation of a GenBank genome assembly
AUGUCUGAUAUUUUAAAAGAUCAAUUCAUAGCUGAAUGGUUGAUGCAUUGGGAAGGAAGGACAAAUAAUAUCAGAAUUCGUGAUAUUAAUAGUGCUAAAGAAUUAUUAGAAUAUUUAGAUAAUGCAAAAGAUAUGAAUUAUAAAAAAAUGUAUAGUAGAAUUAUUUAUUAUGGUUGGACUAACUGGCCAACUGGAUAUCGUGAUGAAUGUUGUGAAUAUGCGAAUGAAGAAUUUCACGUAAAAUUAAACAGAGCGAUUAACAAUUAUAAUGAUGAUGUAGAUGUGAAUGAAUUUGUUUUAAUUUAUGAUAAAACCAUUCCAAAAAUGAGUAUUUUACAAAAAGAAAUUCCUAAUGAGAUUCUCUGUUAUAUUUUUAAAUAUAACAGAGAUUUGUUAAAUACAAUGUUAACUUGUAAGAAAUUCAAUAAUAUUAUUGAUCAUCAGUUUAAAGCUGAUUGGAUCAUUUAUCAUUAUGGAAAAUUACACGUUCUUUUUUAUGCGAUAAUUUUACCUAAAUUUAUUGAUAUGAAAACUGUUAAAAGUAUUGUUAAGAAAGGUGGAAUCAUUUCUAGAUAUUUCAUGCAAAAACUUUUAAUUGCGUUUGGUAAAGAAGAUUCAGUAUUACACGAACAAAAAUUAAUAGGAAAUCCAGAUAUGAAAAAAGAAAUUAACUGGUGUAAUGAUUUAUCUGUUUCUAUUUUUUGUUAUCUGUUAGAUGAAGCAAUGAAAUUAUAUGAUAAUGAUUUAUAUUUGAAAGGCAAUGAUAUGGAAUUAUUUCAUUUUUUAACUGGUGGACCUCAUUUUAUAAAGACAGCAUUUGAUAUAAUCGAGAAAAAUUUUAAAGAAAUUGAAAGAUUGAUAAAAGAAUUUAAAUUUGCACCAUUUCCUUCUAGACCAAAAAAAUUAUCUUUACCUUUUCCUGGACCUGAUGGUAGUCUUAUGAUAAGACAAGAAGCUUAUCCUUCUUUAGAUGGAUAUGAAAAUAAUCGUCAAUUGAAUGUUAUUGCUAGAGGUAUUUUACUUGAUUUGAGAUUUGCUAAAAUUUGGAAAGAGAUUGGUUAUUUCAACAUGUGUCAAGAUCUGAAUGGUCUUGUUUUACAAGGUGCUACCUUGAUUCUCUUUCCACCAACAAAUGAUUUAUGGAAUAAUAGUAAAGAAGCUAUUGUUAAGAGAUUUAAAGAAUUGAUAGAUUUAGGAUUUGAAUUAAACGAUAAAAUUAUUUAUGAUAUUUUCAAUCCUUAUAUAAAAAAACUUGAUAGGAUUGGUGGAAUUUUUUUAAAUUCUUUUAUUGAAAGAUGGGCUAAGAUCGCAAUUCCUGUACUUUGGCAAAAUCCAUUUAAAUACUAUAAACAUAAUGAUAAACUUGAUUCUUUGAGAAAAGUUAUUUGUCAUGAUUUGGAUGUAAAAGAAUACUUUCGAAUUCUAAAAAAAGAAGAUUCUAUUUCUUUUUCGUAUUUAAGUUAUGUGAGAAAGAUAAAUACUUACUAA